Nyctereutes procyonoides (raccoon dog) is the source of this 659-nucleotide messenger RNA. RefSeq lists its product as uncharacterized. The transcript has 4 exons. The coding region runs from base 312 to 503 and encodes 63 amino acids. The record is from RefSeq and is a predicted model, not a curated record. NCBI's taxonomy places the organism in Eukaryota, Metazoa, Chordata, Mammalia, Carnivora, Canidae.
CGCCCGCGCCCACCCAGCGCCGCGCAUGCUCCGUGUCCGCGCGCCGAGCGCUGGUUACCAGCACCGGCUGCGGCGGCUGCGUGGGGCCCGGCCUCUGGGGCCGGCUGGCGGCGGCGGCCUAGGGAGGCUCGGCGGCUGGCGGGCAGUGGGUGGCUGUUACUGGUUCCCAUACACGCUGACUCCCUGCUAUGACUAAAGAUGGAGUACGUAAAAAUAGAUGGGAACUAAUUCAGAGGAAGAUAGAGGAGAAACUGAGAGGUCCAGAAGUUUUGAAAAGUCAGUGACUUUUGGUUCACUGAUGCUGAAGUACUAUGAGUUUUCAGAACUUCUGGAAAGACUAUAAAGUUCUAAUUGUUAUGGUACCUUUAGUUGGGCUCAUACAUAUGGGAUGGCACAGAAUCAAGAGCAGCCCUGUUUUCCAAAUGCCUAAUAAGGACAAUGUUUCUGAGCCAGAAAAUCCGGAACUUGGAUGUCCUCCGAAGAAUCACAUCCAAGGGAAAUAGCAGGCUUGGAAUCUUCAGGAGUUUGGAGGCCUGCUAUAGCCAAACUUUGAGGUUUGUUUUCUCCUUCUGUGAAAAGAAAUACAAGGAAUAUUAUUGAGGUAUUCCUAGAGGAAAAGUAAAAUUGAGAAAAGAAAACAUCCCCUCUAAAACAUUAAG